Molecule: messenger RNA, 3149 nt
Organism: Galleria mellonella (greater wax moth)
Lineage: Eukaryota; Metazoa; Arthropoda; Insecta; Lepidoptera; Pyralidae
Gene: Aps
Product: diphosphoinositol polyphosphate phosphohydrolase 2
Exons: 3
Coding region: 350-820 (156 amino acids)
Biological process (GO): diadenosine hexaphosphate catabolic process; diphosphoinositol polyphosphate metabolic process; diadenosine pentaphosphate catabolic process
Cellular component (GO): cytoplasm; nucleus
Molecular function (GO): diphosphoinositol-polyphosphate diphosphatase activity; endopolyphosphatase activity; bis(5'-adenosyl)-pentaphosphatase activity
Source: RefSeq, a predicted model, not a curated record
UUCCGGUUGUCAGCUGAUAGAUUCCCUUUUGCUUUCCAAAACCUAUUUCGAUUUUCGCAAAGAAAGAAAACGUCAGGCACCAUUCAACAUGGGCUUAAAAUACGCGAUCAACAGCUAGUUAUAGCUAAAAUAUUGUUCUAAUUGUAGUGUUAUUGUUAAUAUAGUUUCGUUUUACAUGUACGUUGUGUAACUUUAUAGUCGAAAAUGGAUACGUUUAUCAUAGGAUACCUGGGUUAUGGCGUUUGUUGAUCAUUAAAAAAUUACAUUUGGUUCAUAGUUUUCUUUAUAUUUGAUGUCAGCUUUUUGUUUGUAAUCGUCUGUUUCGUUCGUAUUUACGUGUAUUCUGAAAAUGGUGAAGGAAAAACCUAAUUCAAUUCGGAUUUACGACGAUGAAGGUUUCAGACGCCGUGCGGCGUGUAUUUGCGUGCGUUCGGACGCCGAAACAGAGGUACUUCUUGUGACGUCGUCUCGCCGCCCAGACAACUGGAUAGUGCCCGGUGGCGGCGUGGAGCCGGAGGAGGAGCCCUCGGUGACUGCCAUGCGCGAGGUUCUCGAGGAGGCCGGUGUUAUCGGCAAACUCGGCCGAUGCCUUGGAGUUUUUGAGAACCGGGAGCACAAACACCGAACGGAGGUGUACGUGAUGACUGUGACCCAGGAGCUGGCCGAAUGGGAGGACUCACGGCUGAUGGGCCGCAAGCGGCAGUGGUUCUCUAUCGACGACGCUCUCGCCCAGCUGGCACUACACAAGCCCAUCCAGCGGCACUACCUGCAGCAGCUGCGCCGCUCCAAACAAAACAAGACCGACGACCCCGGCAGCUAAGCUAGCACCGCCCGCUCAUGAACAUGUACUCCGUUUUCACCUGCCUGCUUCUGGUGAACAAUCUUGACCCGUCUCUUGUACUUCGAUAAGGAUUUUUAUCCUAGCUAUCCUAUAAUAUUAUACUAGCUGACUCAGCAAAUGUUGUUAAGGACCCUACCGGCCACAUUUUUUUUUUCUUAAAAAGCUAUCCUAUCUCUCAAGUUGGACCAAAUAUUACACAUUUAUAAAAUUUCAUUAAAAUCGGUCAAGCAGUUUUGGAGAUUAACGUGAAGGAGCAUCGUGCGUGGAAUUUUUAUAUAUUAAGAUUUGAGUGCACUUGGCCAUAAUGUCACCUUAUUUAUUUAGUUAUAUAAUUUUGUUUUUUUCGUAAACAUAGGUACAGUUACAGUUAAACGUAAAUAUCAGGUUAUAGUGUACACAGACGGACUUAUUCUUUAAAAUAAUCUCUUCCAAUCAAUCUUGAGAACUCAAAAGGAGAAAGCGUCUAUAGGCUUUAUAUAUGAAGCGUAUGACUCAAAAAUAAAAUAAUAAACUAUUUAUAAGUUAAGUUCUCAAAAGACUAGACCGAAUUUGUGUUUUAUUUUAUUCAAUGGUUCAUAACUCGAUUUUUAUAGAAAACAACAGAUGGGUUCGAAGAUAUCUAAGUAGGAUACAUAUAACUGAUGACGGAUUGAGUUUGGACUCAAAGGGAAUGUACAUAAGGUCUACAUUAUUAUAACUGUCAUAAUUUUUAAACAUUUUCCUUUAACUACUUAUGCAACUUGUUAACCGCUAUUUCAAUAAUAGGAUUUAAACAAAAUGAAUGUUAAGAUUGUUUACUAAAACGAGCAAUUAUAGAGAAACGGACUUUAGUAAAGGUGUUCGCCACGCUUGUCAAUCGUAUAAGCACGUGUGAACUUUAAUGCUACAGAAAUAACUGACGGCCAUUUUGUAAACUGUUUAAUGAAUCAUGUUAUUUUGGUUGUUGCUACCACGUGCACGGGCGAACAUUCGUGUCAAGUUGUCGCCGUUUGAUGACUAAUUACAUGUCAUUUUUAUCAUUUAACCAAAAUUGGCUCAAAUUUUAUAUUUGAACAAGUACUUUUAGAAAUUGAUCGCGACAAAUCUUUUCAAUACGCAAAUACAAAAUUUCCCCAUACAUCCCAUGUAAUAUGGCGAUGGCGACGUCAGUUACUCUCUAAUGACGUCAUCCUUUAGCCAUUUCAGUGACCGUAGGCAGACGUCACUUUAAAGUCAUCAGCAUACUUUUUUUUUAUACAACUUAGAAUGGCAAACAAGGUGACGGCCCACCUGAUGGAAAGUGGUAACCGAUGCCUAUAGACAUGAGCAGUACCAUGGACAUAACAGAGUAUACUGUUUCGCCCAUGAUACCCCCCAUGCGUUGCCAUUCCUGAGGGCUCAGAUGUUAUUCCUCUGUACCCAGUAAAUUCACGCAUACCACUCGAGAUGUACAAUACGGUAACAUACGGCGAAACGCCGUGAACGUGGCCGCAGCAUAACUCAAUGUUUAUAUUAACUGUACAAAAAAUUCUAGUUUAGUAUAUAGGAAUAUGUAUAAAAUUGUCUCUCUUACUUUAGUAUUUUUGUGCUGUGACUGAGGUGUUUGAGCGUCCAUGGACAGAUUGAUGUGUGUGCUCCUUUGGCCAUUUGGUUUUUAUUUCUGUUAUAUUGUAAUGUUUAAAAGAUAUUCCGUCAUGACUAGUCACCUGAAUCGAUAUUAUGUAUAAUGGAAAAUAACAGUGUGUUCUCAACACGAACGAUAGUGGGAAAUUUGUAAAAGCAAAUAUUGUAGACGAGCGGUUUUUUUUCUUUUUUGGCGGCGGAAAACCGUUUAUAAACCGUUGCAGACACAAUAUAUGAUAAAAGUUCACUGCAAAAGACGUGGUUUUUCACGAGUCGAUACGGUUCACGGACGAGAGAAAAUCUACGCAAUGGACGUUUGCUGCGUUUCCUUCAGAAUGAAGACCUUGUUGGCUCAUACCAGCUUCAAUUAACAAGCUAUGAAAGAAGUGUUUUUUUUUUUUAUUAUCGAAUGAUAGCAGAGCGAAGACAUUGUGUUGUGUCGGCGACGGUUUACGAGCGGUUCUCCGCGGCGGCAGAACCGCCCGUGUGUUAAGGCUCUUACAGUAACGAGACGAACAAACGUGACGUUUUAUUAAUGUUGAAGUUGUGAGGUGAACACCUUUACCGCGGGCGCCGCUCGCUGCCCGCCGCACGAACGCUACUACGUAACUCUGUAAUACCUUUUUUCUACUUUACGUAUAUUUUUAUACUACGAUGGAAUAAAUGUUAAUUUUAUUUUGUUAGCAUUAAAACAAAAAGACACAUA